GUCUAACUUCAGCCUCCUCGUCCUCUCGGCAGUAUGGCUGCCGUCCUGUAGCAGUAUCUGUGUGCAGACAUAAGAUUCACAGCUUUAGCACUUUACAACAUGUCGGCGGUACUUUUCCUGAAGAAGUCUCUGAGCAGACUCCCUCCGGCUGUGGCUCGGCAACUGGUCCGGUGUUGCUAUCACACCGAGAGAGGGGUGUUCGGGUACCGACCCAAACAGACCGAGAGCCGACAUGAGUUACUGAAGGACCGCAUCGCAGCGCUGAACCAAGAUCAUGGUCUGUCCCGUCUGGUGGAGGCAUACAGAGCACAUGGUCACAAGGCUGCUAAAAUCAACCCGUUACAGCCCGAUAAACCUGUUGCUGACAGCGUCCCGGAGAUAACCAUGCUGACCGACACCGUCACAGGAACACUCCACACCUCAGGUCUACGACAUUUUGGCAAAGCAGAGGGUUCAGUGGAAGAGGUGCAGACUUACCUGGAAGGAGCGUACUGCGGCCACCUGUCAGUGGAGACCAGCCAGCUGAGCAGCCUGGAGGAGAGGGAGUGGUUCGCCGACCGCUUUGAGGAACUCAAGAAGAAGAGUUUCUCCACUGAGGAGAGGAAGCGGCUGGCCAAGGUCAUGCUGGAGUCUCAGGAAUUCGACCACUUCCUGGCCACCAAGUUUGCUACUGUGAAGCGUUAUGGAGGAGAAGGAGCAGAGAGCAUGAUGGGAUUCUUCCACGAGCUAUUCCGUUACUCGGCCUUCAGCGGAAUCACUGACAUUGUGAUCGGCAUGCCGCACAGAGGCCGACUCAACCUGCUGUCCGGCCUGCUGAAGUUCCCUCCAGAGCUCAUGUUCCGUAAGAUGCGCGGCCUCAGUGAGUUCCCAGAGAUGUGCUCUGCCACCGGGGACGUCCUCUCCCACCUCACCGCAUCAUUAGAGUUGGAUUUCGGAGCUGCGCGUCCUGUCCAUGUGACCAUGCUGCCCAACCCCUCCCACCUGGAGGCCAUCAACCCCGUGGCUCAGGGCAAAACUCGAGCCAGGCAGCAGCUCAGGCAGGAAGGAGACUAUUCCCCUGAAGACAACGCACAGCCAGGGGACCAGGUUGUCUGUCUGCAGGUCCACGGUGACGGCUCUUUCACUGGACAGGGGAUCGUUCCAGAAACACUGACCCUUUCCAACCUCCCUCACUACAGAGUGGGUGGUAGCAUCCACCUCAUCGUCAACAACCAAGUGGGUUUCACCACUCCGUCCGAGAGGGGGAGGUCGUCUCUGUACUGUAGCGACGUCGGUAAGAUGGUGAACUGUGCUGUGAUCCACGUGAACGGCGAUGAUCCAGACGAGGUGCUGCGGGCCACUCAGCUGGCUGUGGACUACCAGCGUGUUUUCAGGAAGGACAUCAUCGUGGACCUGGUCUGCUACCGUCAGUGGGGCCACAACGAGCUGGACGAGCCCUUCUUCACCAACCCGGCCAUGUACAAGAUCAUCAAAACUCGUCAGAGCAUCCCUGACUGUUACUCAGAGAAGCUGAUCUCCGAGGGUCUGAUGACCGAGGCGGAGCGGGACGAGAUCAAGUCCCAACACUACAGCAUGCUCAACGACAAGCUGUCCAACAUGACCCUGUACACCCCCACACUCACCAACCUGCAGGGCCGCUGGGGGGAUCUGGGCGAACCCCAGGCCAAAGUCACCACCUGGGACACGGGCGUCCCCGUCCCCCUGCUGCAGUACGUAGGGGCCAAAUCUGUGGACAUCCCUGAGGAAAUCCAAGUCCACAGCCACCUGAGGAAGACCCAUGUUCAGGCUCGUUUGCAGAAGCUGGAAGAAGGAAACAAACUGGACUGGUCGACAGCAGAGGCUUUGGCUUUCGGCUCGCUCCUCUCCCAGGGCUUUAAUAUCAGAAUCAGCGGACAGGACGUGGGAAGAGGAACGUUCAGCCAUCGACACGCCAUGGUGGUGUGUCAGGACACCAACGACAUGUACAUCCCUCUGAACCACAUCAGCCCUCAGCAGGCUGGCUUCCUGGAGGUGUGUAACAGCCCGCUGUCUGAGGAGGCGGUGCUGGGAUUUGAGUAUGGUAUGAGCAUCGCUCAGCCGAAGCUCCUUCCCAUCUGGGAGGCUCAGUUUGGAGAUUUCUUCAACGGAGCGCAGAUCAUCUUCGAUACCUUCCUCACUGGAGGUGAAGCGAAGUGGCUGCUGCAGUGUGGGAUGGUGAUCCUGCUGCCUCACGGCUACGAUGGAGCCGGACCCGAACACUCUUCCUGCCGCAUGGAGCGCUUCCUCCAGAUGUGUGACAGUAAAGAGGAGGGUGUGGAUGAUGACCGCGUGAACAUGGCUGUGGUCAACCCCACCACGUCCGCUCAGUACUUCCACCUGCUGAGGAGGCAGAUGAUCCGUAACUUCCGCAAACCUCUCAUUGUGGUUGGACCCAAGACCCUGCUCCGAUUUUCUGGCGCAGCGUCCAGUCUGACUGAGCUGGCUCCAGGAACAUCCUUCAGACCAGUGUUGGGUGAUACCUCAGUCUCUGCAGCAAGUGUCCAGAAGGUGGUGCUGUGCUCAGGGAAACAUUACUAUGCCCUGCUGAAACAGAGAGAGACAUCAGCAGCCAAUCAGAACACAGCACUGAUCCGUGUGGAGGAGCUCUGUCCGUUCCCUCUGGACGCCCUGCAGCAGGAGUUAAAAAAAUACCCCAAUGCGAAAGAGUUUACUUGGAGUCAGGAGGAGCCACAGAACAUGGGCCCCUGGUCGUAUGUAGCCCCAAGGUUUGCGAAGCAGCUGGCCUGCAAGCUCCGGUUAGUGAGCCGCCCGGCUCUGCCCGCGCCUGCUGUCGGCAUCGGGAUCCUCCAUCAGCAGCAGCAGGAGGCCAUCCUCUCCGCCACCUUCUCCUAAAACACGCAGCAACACUGACAACAGUAAACAAGCAUCAAGACUACACUACAUACUGGCAUCUGCUCUAAUCCUUCAAAGCAGUGUCAGUAAAUGUGCUGCACGGGAAAUUCAUGGGACCUUUUUAGAUGAUAAGGAUGCACGGUUCAAAUAAAUAGUUAUUAUAAAGAGCAAAUAAAAGGAAGACAAUAAGAGUAUUUUUAAAGAGGUUAUUAUCUUUAGGGUUUUCAGGAAUGGCAUGAAUUUGUUCUCGCAUUUCUUGUUUUGACUUUGCCUGUAUUGUUUAUGUGUUCAGUGUCAAGGCAGUGUGGAAAGGAACAAAUACAUAUGUGGGUGGGAUCUGACUCGAGGCCUUAGAGACAUUGUCUACAGUGCAACUGAAGUAAAGGAGCACUAUCAGCUGACAGUCAGAUUUUCAGCACUGGAGAUCGUUUCUCUUGGUACGACCUCUUAAACCAGGAAAACUGUUAAAAAACAAACACAGUUAGAACCGAUAUGCUAAAACUAAGAGUAUGGAGAGACAGACUCACCCAUGGUUGGUUUACACUCUUAUUGUCUAUUCUGAAGGACUUGCAUUCAUCUCGACUCUUGCAUCAGCAGUACAUUGAUCCAUUGACUCUGUUGCUGCUCGCCUCAUGCAUUCAGUCUCCACUAGUUGUCCGUUGUUCUGAACAGAAAACAUUAGAAGUUGUUGGAAAUAUCAUUGAAAUAUUUAUGUAAGAACAGGGAGUACUUUAACUGGAUUUCUGAAGAAAGAAAAAAGACUGUUGAAUGUUUACGCAGCCUUGAGUAAAAUGUAUUUGGACAUUUUAUGCUACAAAAUUAAUAUUGAAUAAUGCUUCUAAGACUUGAACAAAUAAAAGCAUUAAAGGGAUAAUGUAAAUAAAAGAAACAAGAUGGAUUUCAAAUGGAAAUAUUUUCAAAUAAAUCAAUUUUCACUUUA
This is a messenger RNA of Gymnodraco acuticeps, 3811 nucleotides long. RefSeq names its product dehydrogenase E1 and transketolase domain containing 1 (gene dhtkd1). The transcript is spliced from 17 exons. Gene Ontology annotation, biological process: tricarboxylic acid cycle. Lineage: Eukaryota; Metazoa; Chordata; Actinopteri; Perciformes; Bathydraconidae. Gene Ontology annotation, molecular function: thiamine pyrophosphate binding; oxoglutarate dehydrogenase (succinyl-transferring) activity. The coding region runs from base 100 to 2871 and encodes 923 amino acids. The record is from RefSeq and is a predicted model, not a curated record.